AUGGAGAAAGAUACCUGCUUCAUCAUUGUCGUCUUACUCUGCAUCUCUGCACUCUUCAAGCCCCUUUUCAAUCUUAUUUUCGUCUCUUCUUCCUCUUCUAUUAACUACUUCAAGGAGCGGAAGAAGAAGAAGCUCCCUCCAGGACCCCCUAGCAUUCCGGUGAUAGGAAACCUCCUAUGGCUGCUGAAGUCAUUCUCCGAGAUCGAACCAAUACUCCGGGACCUCAGGGUCAAGUACGGCCCUCUCAUCACCCUGGAGAUUGGGUCUCGGCCGGCCAUAUUCGUGGCUAGCCACUCAAUCGCUCAUCAAGCCCUCAUCCAGAAUGGCGCCGUUUUCUCUGACCGCCCAAGGGCCCUGNAGAUCGAACCAAUACUCCGGGACCUCAGGGUCAAGUACGGCCCUCUCAUCACCCUGGAGAUUGGGUCUCGGCCGGCCAUAUUCGUGGCUAGCCACUCAAUCGCUCAUCAAGCCCUCAUCCAGAAUGGCGCCGUUUUCUCUGACCGCCCAAGGGCCCUGGCCACCAGCAAAAUCAUGAGCAGCAACCAGCACAACAUCAGCUCAGCCGCCUACGGCUCCACCUGGCGCCUCCUCCCCGCCUACGGCUCCACCUGGCGCCUCCUCCGUCGCAACCUCACCUUUGAGAUCCUCCACCCCUCCCGGGUCAAGUCCUACUCUCCCGCCCGUCGUUGGGUCCUUGGAAUCCUAAUUAAUGGCCUCCUCAAAUCUGCCCAAUCGGAAUCGGUGGUGAGGGUGGUUGACCAUUUCCAGUACGCCAUGUUCUGCCUGUUGGUCCUCAUGUGCUUCGGUGACAAGCUCGAUGAAAAUCAAAUCAAACGUGUUGAGACCGUACAACGCCGUUUGCUUUUGAGUUUCAACCGAUUUAACAUUCUCAACUUCUGGCCGAAACUGGGAAAGAUUUUGUUUCGCAAACGAUGGAAAGAGCUCUUGCAGCUGCGCCAGAACCAGGAGGACAUAUUGAUCCCUCUUAUCAAAUCUCGAAUAAGAGCAAAACAAGAGCAACAUAGCGAAGAGAAUGAGGGAAGAAAGGCUGAUGGUGAUGAGCAAGUGGAGGGCAUGGUGGCGUACGUGGACACUCUGGUAAAUCUGCAGCUGCCGGAAGAGAAGAGGAAGCUCAACGACGGGGAGAUGGUGAGCCUGUGCAGUGAGUUUCUAAGUGCCGGCACUGACACCACGUCAACUGCUUUGCAGUGGAUCAUGGCCAAUUUGGUGAAAUACCCUCACGUUCAGGCCAAGCUCUACGGAGAGAUCUCCAGCGUUGUGGGAUCACCGCCAGCCCCACCAUCCUCCAAAAAAGGGGAGGGAAAGGGAGAAGAGACGAUGAGAACCGUGGAGGAGGAGGAUCUGCAGAGGAUGCCAUACCUGAAAGCGGUGGUGUUGGAAGGUCUGAGGCGUCACCCACCGGGGCACUUCGUGCUUCCUCACUGUGUGACGGAGGAGGUCGAAUUAGAGGGUUAUGUGGUGCCAAAGAAUGCCACAGUGAAUUUCAUGGUGGCCGAAAUGGGUUGGGACUCAGAGGUGUGGGAUGAUCCCAUGGGGUUCAAACCCGAGAGGUUCUUGACUGCUGCUGCCACUGCUAUUGUCACUGAUGAAAUUCAUGGCAAAAGCAGCAAGGACGGAGGAGGCGGGGAAGCAACAGCAACUUUAGAUAUAACGGGCAGCAGAGCCAGAGAGAUCAAAAUGAUGCCAUUUGGUGCGGGAAGGAGGAUAUGUCCUGCCUCUGGUUUGGCUUUGCUUCACUUGGAAUAUUUCGUGGCCAAUUUGAUUUGGUACUUUAAAUGGGCGGCUGCUGGGGGAGAGGAUGGCGACGACGUUGAUCUAUCAGAGAAGCAAGAGUUCACUGUCGUCAUGAAACAUCCACUUCAGGCUCGGAUUACACCCAGAGACGAAUGCUACGCCUAAUACUUAUAUGAACACAUAAUACUUCAUAUAUGUGUUCUUAAAUAUUGAUCUACUCGUGUCCUAUCCUAUGUGUGAUUAUGAUCUGUUGUUGUAAUGUAACUUUAAUUUUGGAUUUUAACAUGUAUGGUGGUUUAUAUUAUACAAUA
Ilex paraguariensis (yerba mate) is the source of this 2066-nucleotide messenger RNA. Lineage: Eukaryota; Viridiplantae; Streptophyta; Magnoliopsida; Aquifoliales; Aquifoliaceae. The record is from the annotation of a GenBank genome assembly.